ACAAGAGAGUACCGCCAGGAAGGAAGCCUGCAAGUUCCAUAUCGUCGCUGGUUACCAACUGGCAUCAUCAUCAGCUCGGAGAAAUCAGAUUUGGCGCUCGGGUGCUCUGCUGUUUCGCGGACAUGGCCAAGAAAGGGAUCCAGUAUGUCGUGGUGGAUGCCUUCACGGCCGAGCCGUUCAAGGGCCACCCGGCCGCGGUGUGUUUCCUCGAGGACGACGCCGCCGCCCCCACGGGGGACGGGCGGUGGAUGCAGUCCGUCGCCGUCGAGUUCAACCAGUCCCAGACCGCCUUCCUCUCCCGCGACUCCUCCUCCCUCGCAGCCGGCGCCGCCAUCCCGCGGUUCCACCUCCGCUGGUUCACCACCGUCACCGAGGUCGCGCUCUGCGGGCACGCGACGCUGGCAACAGCCCACUUCCUCUUCACGGCCGUCCUCGGUGAGCGCCAUGGAGUGGUCGAGUUUGCGACCAAGUGCGGCAUCCUGACCGCCAAGAAGGUUCCUGCACCCGAGACGGAGGAGCAGGGGAAGCUGUUCAUUGAGCUGAACUUCCCCAUGAGUGAUUACGUGGGUUGCGACACCGCCGACGAGCUGCCUUCCAUCCCGGAGACGCUCAACGGCGCGUCCGUCGUCAGUGUUCACAAAUCGUUGACCACCACCGACUUCAUUUAUAACCAAAAGAUGUGGCACGGCCUUCAGGUCGAACUUUCAUCAGGGAAAGAGGUCGCCGAUCUCCUUCCUAACAUCGAAGAAAUUGGAAAAUGUGCAGGCAGAGGCGUGAUUGUGACAGGGCCGGCACCUCCUGGGUCGGGUUACGACUUCUUCUCACGUUUCUUCUGCCCAAAAUUUGGGAUUGAUGAGGAUCCUGUAUGUGGCAGUGCACAUUGUGUUUUGGCACCCUAUUGGGGUGAAAAGCUGGGGAAACAAAAAUUGAUAGCGUUUCAGGCAUCUCCAAGGAGUGGAACACUAUAUCUGGAGCUGGAUGUUGCAAAUAAGAGAGUGCUGAUUCAGGGAGAAGCUGUUACCAUCAUGAGUGGGACACUCUUCGCGUAGCUAGCAUACUGACAUCUACUCAAGGCACAACCAUUUGUGGACUUGAACUAUGAACUAUGGCGAGAUGGUUAUAUUUGCUGCAAUGUGCUGGUCUAACACUGAGUCGACCAGUUUAUGGGAAUAAAAAGGUUUUAGCAUUGUAACAAGGUCAGGCAGAA
Triticum urartu is the source of this 1207-nucleotide messenger RNA. RefSeq lists its product as uncharacterized. Gene Ontology annotation, molecular function: isomerase activity. Gene Ontology annotation, cellular component: cytoplasm. Lineage: Eukaryota; Viridiplantae; Streptophyta; Magnoliopsida; Poales; Poaceae. Gene Ontology annotation, biological process: biosynthetic process. The record is from RefSeq and is a predicted model, not a curated record.